CAGAACCGACCCGAUUUCCGGUAGUGAGAAAGGGGAGCAAGAUGGCGGACUGACUGGCUGUGGCCUUCUCCUUUUUAAAAUGACCAUAUAACUGUUGGACGGAGUCACAGCAACUCUAACUAACACACACCGCAAAGAUCCAUCUUUUCUGAAGCCCGCGAAACGUGCAUUGAGUUUGGAGCGAUAUCUGAAGUGAAUAUUGAAGACGUGAUAGAAGAUGGACGACUACUGCUAUGCUAAGAUGGCGACGUCAUGUCAAAGAGAAAGUGAAAGAGAAUCAGAAACUUCCAGCAAAUCACCAACGGAGAUAAAGACUAAAAGUGCACAUGAAGACUUUCAACAGGCGAUUUGUCAUCCAGAAGAACUUCCCCCUCAGUCUGGGGGGAGCCCCACUUUGAAGCAGGAAACACCACAACCACCUCACAUUAAAAAGGAAGAGGAGGAACUCUGGAUCACUCAGGAAGGAGAUUGUUUACUUGGAUUGCAGGAAGCUGAUCUCACCAAGCUGCCACUGACUGUUGUGUCUGUGAAGACUGAAGAUGAUGAAGAGAAACCGCAUCCAGACGACCUUUUAGCUCCACUAUCAGAUAAUGAAGGUGCGGACGAGGUUGAAGAAACUUUGAGCAGCGAUGCAGACUGUGAAGGUGAUAUGAGGACUCACACUGACAACCAGGACUCUGAAUUCUCUAAAAAUAAGAGAGGUAAAACAUGUUUGAUUUGCUCAGUUUGUGGUAAAAGUUUUACUAAAAAGAGCUAUCUGAAUCAACACAUGAGAACACACACAGAAGAAAAAACAUUUACUUGUUCAGUUUGUGGAAAAAGCUUUUCUCAAAAGAGGAGUUUGCUUCAACACAUGGGAACACACGCUGGAGAAAAAACAUUUAGCUGUUCAGUUUGUGGUAAAAGUUUUACUCGAAAGAGCCACUUGACUCAGCACAUGAGAACACACACAGGAGAAAAAACAUUUAGUUGUUCAGUUUGCGGUAGAAGCUUUUCUCGAAAGGGAACCAUGAGUCAACACGCGAGGACACACACGGGAGAAAAACCAUUUGCUUGCGUAGUUUGUGGGAAAAGCUUUUCUCAAAAGAGCUGUUUGCCUCAACACAUGAGAACGCACACAGGAGAAAAACCGUUUAACUGUUCAGUAUGUGGCAAAAGCUUUACUAUGAAGAUCCAUGUGACUAACCACAUGAGAACACACACGGGUGAAAAACCAUUUAACUGUUCAGUUUGUGGUAAAACAUUUUCUCGAAACAUCCACUUGACCCACCAUACAAAAUUACACACAGGAGAAAAAUCAUUCAAGUGUUCCGUUUGUGGCAAGCCCUUUUCUACUAAGAGGUAUUUGACUCAGCACAUGAGAACACACACAGGUGAGAAAAUGUGCAAUUGUCCGGUUUGUGGCAAAAAGUUUUGUCGGAGCAGCUAUUUGCCCGAACACAUGAAAUUACACGAGGAAGAAAAACCGUUUAACUGCUCACUCUGCGGCAGAAGCUUUUCUUUCAAGGGCUAUUGGACCAAACACAUGAAAACGCACACAGAAGUGUUUCCAUUUAGUUGUUCGAUUUGUGGUGAAAGGUUCCCGCACAAUGCAGACGCAGUAAAACACGCAAGAACACACAUGGGACAAUAAACACUCAGCUGUUCAGUUCGUGGUAUGUGACGACAUCCAACCAAACCCAGGACCUCCUCAAAAUAACUGCUUUUUCCACAAAUAUCUGAGGUAUUUGUAUACAUUUGGAGUAUCUGGAGCAUAAUCUUAUCUCCUCGUGACUCCAUGUUUUGUGUGCAUAUGAAACUAUCCUGAAUAGUAAGAUAAAUGAUGCUUGUAGUGUUUUUUUUACUCCUUUAAUCGAGACAGACAUCAUCAUGUCUGUCUCGCUGGGGAGGAAUCGUAAUUUUCCUCUGGAAUGUCUGACUUUGAACACCAACAACAUGAAUCGAUCUGCCUGAAACUACACCCUCCAAGGUCGCCUGGGGCCUCAUGUAUUAAGACUGGUGUGGAUUACUUACUAAUAAAUGGUGUGCGCUCAAAUCCAGUGAAAAACUCAGAUGGCUUGACCCUUGUGUAAUGUUCAUAUUGUUCAUAUUGUUGUUACUCAGUUGUUAUUGACAAUCAAACAAUUGUAUAGUAUAAUAUUGAACAGAUGUUUACCUUAUCCCAAUAAACAUCUGUUUGGUAUUUUAAAAUAAAAGUGUUUGAUUGUGAGGCAUUAAAAGCCACAUAAGUGCUACGGGUCCAUCAGACCCACAAACGCUGGCUGAGUAACAACAAUAUGAACUUAGCAUGGAAAAUUUCUCUGCCAGUUUCUGCAUCCCACAGGGAUUCUUCUUUUGUUUUUCUGCACCUGCAGUUCCCACACAAGGUUGUAACAUUGUUUGUCAACACUGUCUGCUCUCAUUUUCUCGCACAUUUGACCCUCUGAUGUUCUGUGUACCUACACUCUGUCCUCCUCCUCUCUAGGCCUUCUGUGUGUGUGUGUGUGUGUGGUACACAGACAUCAAUUUCCACACUUCCAGACACCUUAUAUGUAAUAGAAAUGUGUGUGGGGGGGGCAAGUUCAGUAUUACUUUCAUUAAAUAUGUAUUCUGUUAUAUGUUCUUUACAGAAAAUGAGCCAAAGUCAGUGAGUCUCCAUUUGAAAAAAUAAUUCAUUGUAUAAUUUUUCUUUCAAUAAAAAAUGAAAAUGGGUCCCUCAGACCCGAACACCAUACAAGUGUGCGCACGUAUUUAAAAACGAUCAUCAAUCAAUGUGGAAUUAAGGGCUCGUGUUGGAGUAGUCUGCCCCUCCCUGUCCAUGGCUUCAUUUAAAUACACAAAUCAUAUUUAAAUUAGCCAUGUGCCCGAGAUCCCCCACCUUACCAAUCCAAAGAACACAAAGAUAAUGAGUAAGCUGAAUAGAAAGAUUUUUUGCUUGAGUGUAAAAAUGUUCUACACUUUUUGCAAGUUAGUGCAGCAGUGCAUGUGCGGGGAAAAGGUGCGGGUUAGUAUUUCACACUUUAAAGGGGAACAUUAUCACAAUUUCUGAAGGGUUAAAACAAAAAGAAAAAUCAGUUCCCAGUGACUUAUUUUAUUUUUCAAAGUUUUUCUCAAAAUUUUAGCCAUCACGCUACCUGGAGGCAGGUAGCGAAAACGAAAUUGAAGAAGAAACUGAAGCUUUUGAGCCAUAUCACGACAGACAGCGGCACGGGAGGAAGCGAGGACGAAUUUGGCGAUCGCCUUCUAACCAACGAUUGGUAUGUGUUUGUUUGGCAUUAAAUGUGAAAGGCUGGAUGCAAAUAUAGCUACAAAUGAGGCAUAAUGAUGCAAUAUGUACAUACAGCUAGCCUAAAUAGCAUGAUAGCAUCGAUUAGCUUGCAGUCAUGCCGUGACCAAAUAUGUCUGAUUAGCACACUCCACAUAAGUCAAUAACAUCAACAAAACUCACCUUUGUGCAUUCAUGCACAACGUUAUAAAUUUGGUGGACAAAAUGAGACAGUGUCAUGCCUGUAAUUCAGUUUUAUGUUUGAUCAUGUUUGUUUUGUUUUUGGACUCUUGUUUCCCGUUUUACACUUCCUGGUUUUGUUUGUUUCCAUAGUAACCCAUUAGUUUCCACCUGGUCUCCCAGUCACGCCCAACCCUCAGUCCCACACCCGUUUCUAAUCAUCAUAGCUGCUAUUUAUACCAUUCUGUUUCUGUCCUCGUCCUGGGAACUUUGCUAAUUGAUUUCUGCCUUCAAUGCAUUGUCUACCUAUGCUGCUCAUUCUCCAUGCCCACGAUCACCUCCCCCGCACCUUGCUAUUCUUGACUCCUGGUUUUUUUUGUCACAGUAAGUGUUUUGUUUUAGUUAUUUAUAGUCAUGCCAUCGUGCUAUUUCUGUUCAUAGUUCAUUCAUGCCAUCGUGCAAGUGUUUUUGUUUCCUGUUUGUAUUUUGUAGCCAAGUUUUGUACCUCAUUGUGAGCGCCCUUAGUUUGUUUAUUUUUCUGUUUAGUGUAUAAAUAAAUAAAUAUGUACCUGAA
Messenger RNA from Nerophis ophidion (straightnose pipefish), 3998 nucleotides. Its product is annotated as zinc finger protein OZF-like. Bases 218 to 1633 code for a protein of 471 amino acids. The transcript is spliced from 2 exons. The record is from RefSeq and is a predicted model, not a curated record. Gene Ontology annotation, cellular component: nucleus. Lineage: Eukaryota; Metazoa; Chordata; Actinopteri; Syngnathiformes; Syngnathidae.